AAUCAAAGAUAAAAUGUUAGAGAUAAGAAAAUAUGCCUAUUAUAUAAAGGAUGAUAUAAAACAAAGACACCACAUAGUAAUCUGGUCCAUCAAUUAAUUAAGACAUAAUGAAGACUCUUAGAUAUAUAUUUUGUGCUGUUUUUCUUCAGAUCGCGACAGCCCAGGUCCUAUCAAACAUACCAAGAUAUGCUACACCCGGCCAAAUUAUAACGAACCAGCCAAUGCCAAUUCAACAAAUGACCAAUGCCAAUAUCAAUCCAAUAGCAAUACCCGACGGCAUACCAAGAACUGGAUACCCCAACGUUGUAAACGGCAUGCCAUAUAUACCCAACAAUUUGGCCAAUGCCCCAAUAGCCAACGCUAUAAACGAACAAGCAAUAGUUGCUAACCCAAACAUUGGUGGUAUUCUCACCAGUGAAAUAGCCAAUGCCAAUAUUGGCGGUAUCAAUCCAAAUAUAGCAACAUUAGCAAAUAUGGCAAACAUAAAUGGCAAUAUGGCAACUUUUAAUCUUGGAAAUGGUGGUUUUACCGUUACUAGCGGAUCUCCAGGGAUUCCAGGGUUUGGAAUCCAAGUAUUGGCCGAUGCUUUGGAAGUUGGUGGUAAGGUGGCAGUCAAUGGUCAAAUACCAAUAUUUGGAUCGGUUUCUUUGAAUGGAAAUUUGCCAACGGAGGGGUCUGCGUCAGUCAGUUACGCUUGUGGCGGACAAAAAACUUCUGAUGGAGUAGUAAAUUAAUUAAAUUAUUUAUGUAAAACUAAGUUAUUUAUUUUUGUUAUAUAAGCAAAAUAAACUGUGAAACUGA
This is a messenger RNA of Maniola jurtina (meadow brown), 801 nucleotides long. RefSeq lists its product as uncharacterized. The transcript is spliced from 2 exons. Bases 108 to 734 code for a protein of 208 amino acids. Gene Ontology annotation, molecular function: structural constituent of egg chorion. Gene Ontology annotation, cellular component: egg chorion. Lineage: Eukaryota; Metazoa; Arthropoda; Insecta; Lepidoptera; Nymphalidae. The record is from RefSeq and is a predicted model, not a curated record. Gene Ontology annotation, biological process: chorion-containing eggshell formation; multicellular organism development.